GCGCGGGGACAGCCACCCGCUUUCCACGCACCUGCACCUGCGCAGCCCUCCCAGCCGCUUUUUUGGAGGAUGGACUCCUGAAGAGCUCAGGGCUUCUCUUUCUGCAACCAGGUCCCUCAGGGAAGAUCGCUGUUCUCCGUGCAAACGCGGUACUUCCCUAAAGUGAGAUCCGUUGAAGUCCCCUCUGUCCUGUCCAGCCCGGAACGACAAGUCGGAACACCACAUUUCCUGAACUGACCUUGUUGGCAAUCACUUCCGCCCAGGCGUUUGGAACACCCGAGGCCCUUUGGCGGCGAACAACAGGCAAGGCACUUCCGGUGUAUGUUGCCUAGGCGCCGGCCUGCUGGGCCUGAAGGGACGACGUUGCUGGGUCGUCCCCUCCCCCCCCAUUUUUGGGGGCCGAGAUGUCGGGGCUCAGCUACCCAGAGAUGGAGGGCUGUCGUAACCUGCUCGGCCUACUAGACAACGAUGAUAUCAUGGCCCUGUGCGACACCAUCACCAACCGCCUGGUGCAGCCUGAGGACCGCCAAGAUGCCAUUCGUGCAAUAUUAGUGUACAGUCAAAGUGUAGAAGAGCUUUUGAGGCGUAAGAAAGUCCACCGGGAAGUCAUAUUUAAGUACUUGGCAACACAGGGGGUUAUUAUACCUCCGGCUACUGAAAAACACAAUCUUAUUCAGCAUGCAAAGGAUUACUGGAAAAGGCAGUUACAGCCAAAAUUGAAGGAAACACCAGAGCCAGUUAAGACAGAGGACAUGAGACUCUUUCAACAGCCGGAAAAAGAAGAUAAGAAAGCUGAAAAAGUUGAUUUUCGUCGAUUAGGAGAAGAAUUCUGUCACUGGUUCUUUGAACUUCUUAAUUCUCAGAAUCCUUUCCUGGGACCGCCUCAAGAUGAAUGGGGGCCACAGCACUUCUGGCACGAUGUCAAGCUUAGGUUUUAUUACAACACCUCUGAACAAAAUGUGAUAGACUACUGUGGAGCAGAAAUUGUAAGCCUUCGUCUGCUGUCACUAGUGAAAGAAGAGUAUCUUUUUCUCAGUCCCAAUCUAGAUGCCAGUGGACUGAAAUGUGCUUCUUCUCCCCAUGGUCUAGUUAUGGUUGGAGUUGCUGGGACUGUCCACCGAGGGAACACUUGUUUGGGCAUUUUUGAACAAAUUUUUGGACUCAUACGCUGCCCUUUUGUGGAAAAUACUUGGAAAAUCAAAUUUAUCAACCUGAGAAUUAUUGGAGAGGGUUCUCUUGCUCCUGGAACAUUAAUGAAACCAGCUAUUACAUUCGAACCUGGUGAUCUAGAGAGCUUUUAUAACGUAAUUACUUCAUGUGGUUCCAACGAAAUACAAGUUGAUGUAAGGCAGGCAUUGGAUAGUGGAACUGGAGACCAAGCUUUAUGCAGUGGAGAUGAGGCAUUGUUGAACAAAAGAGAACUGAGUUUACCCAACCCUCUAAAGCAUUGAGCACUGUAUGUCAGUCUAAAAAAUACAGAAACUCUUCCAAAUAUCACAUCAGUAAUGUUUAAGUGAUUUCAGAUGGGAGGAUUGACAUAUUUUAGUUGAAAUAUCUUUCUUGACUACAGACUAAUAUAUUAUGUGAAUACUUGACUCUUUCUACCUGAGUUGCAGCCAAUGUUCUGAAAGCUUAAUGCAGGUCAUCAAAUAAAUCCCACUUUAGAUGGUAUAACUAACGGUGUGCCUUAGAAACCAGGUAAUACUUUCAUUUUACUUAGUGAGUAUUCUAAUAUCUGUACUUUUCAUAUGAGAGAGAUUUAAUGUAAACUCAAAAGUUAUCAUUUUAGGAAACUUGAGUAACGUUCUCACGAAAAAGUCCAAUAAUUUAGCAGGUAGAUAAAAAAUUACUUUCCCUUUUUAAAAUUUGAGGAACAUUUUUCAAAAGUUACCUGUAGUAGUCCAAGCUGAUCAAAGCCUUCAGCUAACAGUUUUAUACAGCAUUUAUUGUGGUACUGUAUAGAGGAAACACUGUUGAAAUUUUUAAAGAGGUGUGCCCAGUUCCUUUACUGUUUUCCUCUUGCUUGAUCUUGGAAGAGGUGACAAAAACAUAAAACACAAAACACACAUACAUAAAUUUAUAAUGUGGGAUAUCUAUUAUAUACAUAUAUAUACUCCCACAUCAUAAAUUAAAAUUAUUAGGAUUUUUCACCCCCAAAUUGUUAAUACAAGGUUUGAAUUACAAGAUUAAGUUGCCAGAUUAAUUACUUACUUGCUUUAGGGCUUAAAUUCUUCAUCACCUGGCAACUGUUUGCUGAUCUUGGAUUUAGUUAGUAAUUUGAAUUUACAAAAUUUCCAUAUGGAAAAAAUUGAGCUGGGCAUUUUUGUGAUGAUGUGCUGUACAUGGUAAAUUUUUACCUUUAACUCUUCUGAUGAUCACCUAGGGUAAUAAGAAAUUUUGGAAGCAAGAGGAACAAACUCAUCUUUUUUUUUUUUUUUUUUUUUUUAAUGCCAUGCCUUUAUGAGGAGUACAAAUUGAUAUGUCUUAAAAUAAGAACUUAAUAAAGGAGGCAAAUCCCUGGUCUGCUCUAGGAAUAGUGUAUUGUUUAAAGACAGGUUAUGGUUUUCUCUUUUAAGUAUAGAGUAUCAUUAUAACAUGUACUCAAUAAAUUUCCUAAGUAAAGGAUAAAAUUAAAAAAUAUUCCCAUCUGUUUUCUUUGUGGCGUAAUGUCGAGUACUGCAGAAAUACUACUAUAGAUGCUCAGGAUGGGCCAAAGUUGCCUCUAGCUACCUUCAGUAUUUACUUUUUUGAAUUCGUGUAAUGCUCAAGUAAGGUUGCAGUCUCUGUAUGUUCUUUUUUUUUUUUUUUUCCCUGUAUGUUCUUUUAAUCAAUCUUGGAAAUUUGAAAUCUUCCUGACAGACUCUCUCACUUCAGGAUUGGAAUUAUGAUUUAUUUUCUGUGAAUCCCCACAGCUGGGCAACACAGUAUGACCUAAUGUUUAACUGAAUGGGUAAAGGAAUGAGCAAGCCAAGCUUACAUACUGUGUAGAAGACUUCUGCAUCUAGAUUUUGUCUUUGGUUCUUACCACUGGUGGUGUUUUGAUCAUUUCAUCUGUUUGAAUUUCAUAUAUGGAUACACUGAAACUUUGAGGAUCCAAGCUAACUCAGAUUUGGGGGAAAUUUAAACCUUUUAAAAUUUACUCAAUUUAAAAGCCCAGGGGUCAGAAUGGGAUAAACUGAAAGGCCCUAACCAUUAUAGGUGAAGUGUAUACUCUUCUGUUCAGAGAAAGAAGACCUGGAGAUUCUUGAAAUUUAUUCUUGAAGUUUAAAGUUUGGUCAGGUCUUGGAGAAAGUCCCAAAGCACAGUGCAGAUUGAACUCUACUUUUGCUACCAUCCAUUUGUUUUGUUUAUGUUAGGGAAUGGCAGAGACCCCAGCUUUUGGUCUUUUUUGCUUCAUUUUACCCUCAGCUGGAGUGUGAAAGUUGUUGGAGUGAAGUAGUAAAGAAUACAACACUCUACACACAUUUCAUAGUAAUUGAAUAGUCAAGCCAGGGGGGCCGCUGGGCUUUAUUUACUGUAGACUGAUUUGCCAUAGCCUAACAAUAGGGCAUACGUCAAGUACCUGUUCUUGUUAAUAUAGCUUAAAGUAAUUUACAUUGGGAUUUUUUAUUAGUAUCUAGAAUGCCAAAAAAAAAAAAAAAUUACAUGAGUCUUAUUAACUAAAAUACCAAAUAAUAGAAGCCAUCUCUAUUUUAUGAAAUUAACUUGCAAAUGGCCAACAUAAGAAAUGUUCCUAUAUUUUCGGAAAGGUAGUAUUCUUAUGCUAAAGAAAGGCCAGUUACCCAGUGCCUGUAAGAAAUUGUAAUAGCACCAGAAAAAGAUUUAAAGAAUAGUGGAUUGAGGGCGCCUGCGUGGCUCAGUUAAGCAUCUGACUUUGGCUUAGGUCAUGAUAUCACAAUUCAUAGGUUUGAGCCCCACAUAGGGCUCUGUGCCUGCUCUGUGCCUCAGAGCCUGCUUCAGAUUCUGUGUCUCCCUCUUUCUCUGCCCCUCUCUGCUUGCUCUUGCUCUCUCUCUCUCUCAAAGAAACAUUUAAAAGUUUUUAAAGAAAUGGUUUAAUUAAAAACAUAAUCAGCAAUAUUGUGUUUUAACAAAACGGCUCUUAUGGCUAGAUGAAAGUGAAUGAAAACUAUACUUUAACGUUUUUAUUAGCAUCUGUAUUCACAAAUUUAGGUGCCAUUUUCUUCACUAGUUCUUAAUUUGGGCUGCGGCUAGUGGCCACCAAGUUUUGAAAAAUGAGAACUGUAUGUUCUUUCUCCCCAGAAAAAGAUUUGUUUGCAUAUAUAUCACAAUUUUUGCAUUAUUUCAGUGAGUUUUUGGGUUUCCCCAAAGCACAUCUGUGAAUCCUAUAGGGAUCCUUAUAACUUCAAGUUGAAAUCCUGCUAAUAAUAGUUGUAUUCUCUCAGGUUAUUCUUGGAUACUAAAAUUAUUUUUAGAAAAUUUUGUGCCCUUUGCCAGAGUCCCUAAGCUGGAGGACUAAAUCUUCUUUUUGAAUGAAAGGAUAAUUUGUAGAUUUUGUUUUUCAAAAAAUGUCAGAUAUUAAGACAAAACCCACUGAAUUACUGUCAAUUGAAACAAAAAUAUUCAGAAUUCGUUUUAUUUUGGCAAGAUAAAUUUAAUGAACAUCAGAGAAAUUGUGAGAGAAAAAUGUGAAAAGUAUUAAAAAAAUUCUCUAGAUCUUUACAAAAAGUUGUCCUAAGAUGUUUAUUUAGUAAUGAUUGUAUACUGCCAAUUUUGAUGAAGGAUUUCAAAAAUAGGAUCAUUUCUUCCAAAGGGCUUGUAUAUGUGGUCUCACCUUACACCAUUCCCUCUCGCCUCCCCUCACCCCACCCUAUUUAUAAUCUUCGUAUAUACUCACUUUGAAUGCAGAUAGCACAACUGCAAGUGCUGGAAAAUAAGACUUUCUGCAUUUGGGUUCUCUUCAAGUUUAUUUGGCAUAUAUUUAUGGAGCAUCUACAAUUUAUAAAUCCCUGAAUCAAGCAGAAGAUAAAAUAAUAGAUUACUUAUUUAAACUUUGCACGUUAAAUUUCAGUUUCUUUGUUUAAAUAUCGUUUCUUUCCCCAUUUUUUAAGUUUAUUUAUUUUGAGAGAGACAGAGUGUGUGAACAGGGGAGGGGCAGAGAGAGAGGGAGAGAAUCCCAAGCAGGCUCUGUGCUGCCAGUGCAGAGCCUGACAUGGGGCUCAAAUUCACAAAUGGUGAGAUCAUGACCUAAACUGAAACCGAGAGUUGGACGCUUAACCCAUUGAGCCACCCAUGCGCCCCUCUGGGUUUAAAUAUCUUAAUGUGAGAACUACUUGAGGCCCUUUUCAGAAGGGUGUGGUUAUAUCCUUUUGUAUGGUUCAGGAAAAAACACUUAGCUUAAAUUUUAGCUCUGUGGCCCUAGCUAUAUCAUAUUGAUUAUAUCAACACAGAAUAUAGGAUAUUUUGACAGACCACUUAGGGUUGGAAGAAAAAUAUUUAAAAUGCACUGAAUCUUUUUAGCUUUAUUUUUUUCUAGUUUGAACCUUUCCAGUAGUCCUUUAGUAAAACAAUAUUAAAAUGGAGUAUUAGGGGCACCUGGGUGGCUCAGUCUGUUGAGUGUCCAACUCUUGAUCUCAGCUCACAUCAUCAUCUCACAGUUCAUGAAAUCAAGCCCCGUGUCAGGCUCUCUGCUGAUGGCGUGGAGCUUGUUUGGGAUUCUCUCUCUCCCUCUCUGCCCCUAUCCCACUCGCUUUCGAAAGUAAAGUUAAUCAAAUGAAGUAUUAUAUUUACUGUGAGUUACAAUGUACCCCCAAACACUAAACCAUAAACUCCAGAGUCAUGUUAGUCAUGAAAUGAUCUAUUUCAGCUGCUGCUGUAGAGUUUCUUUACAUAGAUAUUGACUUAAUUUAUUUCUUUGCUUUAAUAUUUUUUACAUAUUUAUAACAUUAAAAUUUCCUUAAAGUGCAGCUUCUGUCCUCUCUUCCAUGCUCAGAUUUUCAGUAGUGUUGCAUUACCUCCAAAAUAAAGUCCAGAUUUUAUAAUUUGGUUCUUAUCACCAUCUACGUUUGGUUUCACUCAUUUUUCAUGGAUUGUUUGGUCCAGCCAACAGAUGCUAUUAAGUAGUCUUAGUAUUUGUCCUGUAUUUACUUAGCCCUUUGCUUUUAUUGGCAAGUAGACAGUACUUACAAUAGUUUGAUGUAGGAUUUUUCAACUGCAUGAAGGCAUGAAAUUAAAAUGUAUUCAGUAAAAAUGAAACUUUUUUUUUUAAGUUUUAUUUAAUCUCUUCAUCCCAUGUGGGGCUUGAACUCACAACCCAAAGAUCAAGAGUCGCAUGCUCCUUUGAUUGAGCCAGCCAAGCACCCCAGUAGAAACCGUACUUUGAAGUUUGAAUUUUGUUCUUCUCACAGGCUGGAGAUAUGGGGGACAAUAGGUGCUGGGUGGCAGCAGGGAACUGCACCUCCAGUUAGCCAUGCAAUCACAAGGGUAAGCAACCAAUAUACUUCAAAUCAUUCUGUAUCCAUAUGGUCAUUGUUUUUUAUGUUCAUAGAGUAUCCAAUUAAUUACAUGAGAUAUUCAACACCUUAUAAAAUAGGCUUUGUGUUAGAUGAUUUUGCCCUACUGUAGGCUAAUAUAAGCAUUCUGAGCCCAUUUAAGUUAGGCUAGGCAAAGAUAAGAUGUUUAGUAGUUCCUAACCUAUUAAAUACAUUUGAACUUAAUGGUAUAUUCAACUUAUAGUAUGUUUCUUGGGCCAUAACCUCAUCGUAAGUCGAGGUAGGUCUGUAUACAAAAUACUUGGGAGUUUAAUUUUUUUGUUGUUGCAGUCUGAUAAUAUAGAAUUACAAGGGCUAUGAUUGGAAUAAUUUAAAAACUGGAAAUUUCUUAAGCAUUUUUUCUCUUUAGGUGUUUUGUAUAUAUUAUCUAGAAUAAUUUUUCUCUAGCUUUUUGCAUGAUUGCUUAAUUAUUAUCUUUGAGGAUUUGUCUUAAAUGUUUUCUUCUAAGUGGGCCCUAUUGUUAAUAUUUAUCAGAGCACCUUGUUUAUUUCAGUCUUAGCACUUUAAAUAUUAAUUUACUAACUUGUUAAUCUCCCCAGCUGGGUUUUAAACUGAGAGCAGGGACUGUAGCUGUUUGACUUUAAUUUUAUUUCCAUUGCUUUGCACAGAGAUGGGGUAUUCAGUUGAUAUUUAUUAAAGAUAUAAAGGAAAAAGUGAUACUUUCUCAGAGCCUCAUGUAUUCCUGGUCCUUUGCCUGUCUGCUAACGACAAUGCCUAAUAUAUGUAUUAGGUGCUCAGUAAAUAUUUGUUUACUAGGUUAUCUUUCUGAAUAAUGAUAUGUGAACUCUAAUACAAUCAAUAAUACUCUGUUAGAUAGGAUUAUUAAAGUUCUAUGUGCUUUUGUAAAAGAUGAAACGGAGGCCCCAACAGUUAAGUAAUGUCCAUAGUUCUGUUGUGGGUUCCCCACCCCCCCCCCCCCCGGCGUGUGUGUGUGUGUAUAAUUUUUAAACUACAAAGUCUGUGCUUUUUCUUGCACUUUAUUUCUAGUCUGACUAUUGCUACUACCUUAUUUUGAAAGAAUUUAAACUCUAAAUCUCAAUUUCUUCACAUGUAAAAAUGAACAGUUAGAUUAGAUGUGUCUAAACUGCUAUUUUGAAGUUACAUGGUUUUGUGAAUGUAUGCCUUCCUAGCAACUAAAUAAUAUUACUUUUAAAGGAAUUUGUAGUUCAUUGAAGUUGGAGAAAUUCUUUAUUUUUCUUGCUCAUAAAUCUUACUGAGAAAACACUUUCUAUUUUUUCCUAACAAAUACACAUUUAUAAGUAUAUGUGUAUUGUGGGUGUAUUUCUAUUUACAGAGGGGAAAAACAAAAGGAUGAAAAUAUUACACAUUAUGUCUAGAAUAGAAAAGGAAAAAAGUAUGAAGCCUUUAAAAUAGUUUCCUAUUUUCUAAUCACUAGAAAUGCUGAGGUUGUUUGAACUACUGUUGUGUGAAUCUUUUUUGCUGUUACAUAUGUUCAAAAUAUAUUUCCAUGUUUUAGUUGAAAAGUGCAAAGUGGUUGACAGAAGACCAAAUUAUAGACUCCCAAUAACCUCUACUAGCAACAUGGAUGUUGAUAAAAUAAUCAAAUACUAUAUAGAUGAUUUCUUCAAAGAGACUGAGUAAUAGGAAUUGGCAAACAUGUAAGAGUGACAUUGGAGAGGAAUGGCAGAUUUGGGAUAGGAUUUUUCUGUAGGAAGCAUGGCCCUGGAGGGGUGCUGCUCAGAAUGUUAUUAAAAGUUAUUCUAGGAAGUUUAAUGGAAAAUAUUGUUGAGCAAAGACAGGAGGUUUUACUGUAUGGACUGUGCUGAUUGGAGUAGUUAGUAUGGGGUUACAAUAGAAUGAGCUUAGAGUACAGAAACAAGAUAGCAAUAGAAAAGGUAAGCAUGUCAGGAACUUUAAUUCUGGAACUCGUAGUAGAACAAUCAUAAAAUUGAACUCAUAGGAACUAAGAGAAUUGCAGAGUAAGUCAUAAUUUGAAUUCUACAAGCAGCCUUCAGCUAGAGCAAGAGUUUAAGACUGAGAAAAAAGUCGAUUUUAAAUAAUGUAUCAGUGGUUUUUUUUUUUUUUUUUCUCUUAAACAGUCUUCUUUCAAUUUGGUAAACCAUUUAUCAAGCACUUACUAUGUACCAGGUAUCUUAACAGAAGACACUUGGUACUUAAGUAUUUGUUCUAGUUUCUUACACUUUUAUUACUUUGUUUAACUCACAUUGAGUAACGUUUAGUAUUUAAUAAAAGAAUUUAUUUUACUGAAAA
Messenger RNA from Leopardus geoffroyi (Geoffroy's cat), 8741 nucleotides. RefSeq names its product chromosome C2 C3orf38 homolog (gene CC2H3orf38). The record is from RefSeq and is a predicted model, not a curated record. The transcript has 3 exons. Bases 405 to 1451 code for a protein of 348 amino acids. Lineage: Eukaryota; Metazoa; Chordata; Mammalia; Carnivora; Felidae.